AUGGCCUCCGCACCUCCUUCCCCUGCCCUGGUAGGCCGCUCCCGGGCCACUCCCAUCAAGUCAGCCUCGCCAUUUCAUCGAAUCCCUCUAGUACAGGAUUUCAUGUCUUCCUCAUAUCCAGCUACCCGCCCGGUAGCAAACUACAGCCCAAUGUCGGGUGACAUGUCAAGCCUAACGCUGGUCCAUCGAAAUCAUCUAUCAAGCUCGUCAAGUCCGAUGAUGGGCCCCAUUCAAACAUCAGACCCGGGAAUCCCUACUCUACCCAUGACAAAUUCUCCUUUAUCUACCUCACUCGAGAGUCCGGGACCUCUCGAGCUGCCAGAAGCAAUCCUCUCUAUCCCCCUACAACAAAGCCUAACAUAUCCUGCUGAUUUUACACUCAUGAAUACCACGAACAACAACAACAACAACAACGCCGCCGCCAAUAAUGCUAAUACUAACAACAAUAGUAAGGGUCCUGGCCUGAUGCGGAGGAUCUCAAGAGGAGCGGCCAACAAACUCACUCGACGAAGGCGGUCGAAUUCACAGGAUAGACGUGACAAGGACUCCGGCCCCGUUACCAUGCUCAGACGAAGCAAUAGUAAAUCUACCACUUCAGCAUCCCGGGAUAGUGCCCUGGAUUCGAGCUAUGAGGAGGACGAGUCAUGUGACACCCUUGGGACAUGGUGUGGCCCAGACAGCAGCAAGGUCAAGAGCGACUAUCAACGAUCCAUCACCAGCACCGCCAGCGGUGCUGCUCCCAAAGUCGACCCGAUCCUCCAGCGUGGCUGCAGGUUGACCAAGGUAAACAAGCUGAAGCGGAAACCGAUGACAUUCUACCUCGACUUUGACUCAGGAAAGAUCUUCUGGAACCUGUCCAACCCUUCCAAGCGGGUAUAUAUCGAUGAUAUCAAGGAGAUACGACUCCGCGGGGAUGCUCGCAUGUACAGGGAAGAACAUAGGAUACCCGAGGAAUUCGAGAAUCGGUGGUUCACCAUCAUCUACAAUAACUCCGAAGGGUCCAAGAACCGAGCUGUAAAGACCGUUCAUCUGAUCGCCCCUGACGAAGCUAUGUUUGAGCUAUGGACUACGACCCUGGAAAAUGUUGCUCGAUACAGAAUCGGUCUCAUGGUAGGGUUAACCGGUUCUGUUGAAAGCGAAGCUAUCCUUAACGCACAUUGGAAACGGGAGAUGUCCAGACGAGGUGCCCAAGACGCCAAGGCCGGCGCUGAAGAAAGCCUUGACGCAGAGGGAAUCGGAAAUCUAUGCCACAGUCUCCAUAUCAACUGUUCCAAGGAGACGCUGCGGAUCCUCUUUGCUCGGGCCGACACCCUCGGGACCGGACGAGUCAACUUUGCGCAGUUCAGAGAAUUCUACCAACUCCUCAAAUAUCGAAGGGACAUCAAAGACCUUUACGACCGUUUGGUCACCGAUGACGUGCAGGGAAUGACCCUGGAAAACUUUCUAGACUUCGUGCAAUUCACCCAGCGUGAAAAUGUCGAUGGUAACAGGGAUUACUGGGUUUCCAUUUUUGAAAAGUUUGUCCGAAAGGCCCGGCUCAGGUCGCAAAGCCAGUCAGACGCAGUUAUCCCAGAUGAUCUACCAGUUCGUAUGAGCCUGGAUGCCUUCUCCGCUUUCCUGAUAUCGUCUCCAAAUGGCAUCUAUCCUUCCCACGUUCCAGCACCGAACUUCGACCACCCCCUAAAUGACUACUUUAUCUCCAGUUCACACAACACCUAUCUCCUAGGCAGGCAAGUUGCCGGCUUUUCUAGCACAGAGGCGUAUGUCACGGCGCUUCAAAAGGGCUGUCGCUGCGUCGAAGUUGAUUGCUGGGAUGGCGCUGAUGGUCGCCCGAUCGUCUCUCAUGGAAGGACUAUGACUACCAGUGUCCUGUUCGCAGACUGCAUCUCGGUUAUCAACCGCUAUGCCUUUCUUUCAUCUGACUACCCUCUCAUUAUUUCACUUGAGGUACACUGCAACCCAGAACAACAGCUGGCAAUGACCAACAUCAUCAAAUCUACCUUCAAGGAGAAGUUAGUCCUCGAGUCAUUAAGGGAAGACUGGCCUAUCUUACCCAGUCCAGAGGCCCUGAAACAUCGCGUCCUCAUCAAAGUCAAGACUUCUGAAGAAAUCAUCGAUACCGGCCCCGCUACAGUGUCUUCUGGCCUAGUCAGCGGUGGACGCAAACGCAGCUCAAGUUCACCAUUCAUGCCACCGACAGUGAUGGAAGAUCCUCCCCACAACCUUCCUCCUCUCUCUUCACCCCCGACAAUCAGCACAGGAACUGAUCCAGCCCCUCCUCCCCUCGGUAGGCGUGCUUUCACAGCAACCAGCGUCUGCAGUACCUCUGAAGAGAGCGACAUCGGCCAGGGGCCAGCUGUCAUCCAGAAGGAGAAGAAACGAGGCCAAAAGAGCAGAAUCGUCAAGGACUUAGCUGAUCUCGGUGUCUACACUCGCGGAUACAAGUUCCAUAGCUUCCACUCCGCCGAGAGCAAACGGUUCAACCACGUUUAUUCCUUUGCUGAACGAGCAUUCGAAGGUAUCUGUCGAGACUCCGAAAGUAAAGCUCUCCUCGAAUCGCAUAACCGACGCUUCUUGACAAGGGUAUACCCUUCCGGAUUCCGCGUCCGAUCAUCAAAUUUCGAUCCCAACAUCUUCUGGCGCCGUAGCGUGCAGAUGGUUGCUCUCAACUGGCAGACAUAUGAUGUCGGAAUGCAAAUGAAUCAAGCCAUGUUUGCAUCAGGAACCGACCGCACCGGAUACGUUUUGAAGCCAGAAAGUUUGAGAUUGCCGCCUACAUCAUGGAAGGGUCCGGGUCUGAAACCAAAAGUUGAUAGGAAACUGGUCCGGUUCUCUAUAGAUGUGAUUUCUGCCCAGCAGCUGCCCAGGCCCAAAAACAUCGGGCUUAACGAUAACAUUAACCCCUACGUGGAGAUCGAGGUAUUUAGUGCCGACGACAAGACAAAAGGCCUCGCAUUCGGUGAAGGCGGAAUGGAUACAUCUGACCGCAACGGACUGUCUGGUAUCGGCCACCCGCACCGCCGUCGGACAGGCAUCGAACAAGGAAAUGCUUACAACCCUAUUUUCAACGACCAGUUCAAAUUCUCCUUGGAAACGAAGUACCCUGACCUUGUCUUCGUGCGCUGGGUCGUCUGGAACUCCGUCGAUGGCAGAAGCGUCGGUAACAACAGCAGCACCCAGCUAGCUACUUUUACCGCAAAGCUCAGCAGCCUUGCCCAGGGUUUCCGUUAUCUACCGCUCUACGACGGUAAUGGAGACCAGUACCUCUUCUCCACACUGUUCUGCAGAGUGACCAAAAGCGAGCCGUCGCCCGUCAUACCCCCAUUUGACACCGAGGAAACCAAGAACGAACGCCGCGGUAUCUUUAGACAAAUCGGACAGUCCGUACUGAAGCGAGCUAUAUCCAGCGAACGCGACUCAUCCAAGUCCAGCGUAAACUCGGGCGAUCAACCACCUUAA
Molecule: messenger RNA, 3459 nt
Organism: Microsporum canis CBS 113480
Lineage: Eukaryota; Fungi; Ascomycota; Eurotiomycetes; Onygenales; Arthrodermataceae
Product: phosphoinositide-specific phospholipase C
Exons: 1
Coding region: 1-3459 (1152 amino acids)
Biological process (GO): phosphatidylinositol-mediated signaling; lipid metabolic process
Molecular function (GO): calcium ion binding; phosphatidylinositol-4,5-bisphosphate phospholipase C activity
Source: RefSeq, a predicted model, not a curated record